UCUUUGCAUGUGUUUAAAGACCCCCCUCUGCUUUGUUCAACUAGACUGAGUUUAUAUAACAUCAAAAUUCAAUGCUAAAGUAUUCAUUGUGAAUCGACGAGUGCAUCAGUGAAUUUUGGCACACGUUUGUAACUGUGUAUACUUCGUUUUCAAGUGAUAUAACCUUAUAAAAAGAACAAGCUACUCUUUAGCAUAAUUUACGCAGUGAUAGGAAGAGGUCGCUCUACAUCGUUUGUGUGGAUAAUUUGAAUGUUCUUUUCAAUCUCUCAGUACACAGAGGAAUGCAAAAGGAUUGUCGAGAUUGUUUAGGUAUCCGAUACCGUAUUAACUCCCUGGAUCAAACGUGGAAGUGGUUGCAUCAAACAAUUACUCUUCACGAUUAUUUGAUUUCUAUAACUGCGAGUCAGUCAAACUUCUCAAAAAAGUGUUGUCAGUAGACCUGCUAUCUACAGACAGAAAUAUUAACCGCUACCAAGGCUGAUCUCGCUAUAUAUACAGCGGUAUAAAAAUCUUCACAGAUUUAGUAGCAAAGACUGAUUUCACGAGAUAAUUGCACCAUUUCCAGGGAGUUUUCAUAUCGGUAUCGACAUACACAUUUGCCGUUCGAUUCAUUAUAAUAU
Apis florea (little honeybee) is the source of this 620-nucleotide messenger RNA. RefSeq lists its product as uncharacterized. The record is from RefSeq and is a predicted model, not a curated record. NCBI's taxonomy places the organism in Eukaryota, Metazoa, Arthropoda, Insecta, Hymenoptera, Apidae.